AUGAGAAUAAAUCAGAGAUGCACUGGAGUUGCCUCAAGGACAGCACACAAAAUACCCGCACAAAACGCCGUUUGCGAAGAGAAAAGAGAUGGCUCCCCUCCUCCACAAAUGCCGCUCUCCGAGGAGGUUCAAGACGACGACACGAUGCGAGGUGUGAAAUCAUUUGAUGAAGAGAAAAGCGGCAAAGAAAUCGGCCCACUAACCCCCGAGAAGGCAAAGAUAAAGAAAGAGAUGGCUCUAAAGUCGUCAACUCCUCCAAGCAGCACUCCGACAAAUUCGCAAGAGGAA
This is a messenger RNA of Mesorhabditis belari, 288 nucleotides long. NCBI's taxonomy places the organism in Eukaryota, Metazoa, Nematoda, Chromadorea, Rhabditida, Rhabditidae. The record is from the annotation of a GenBank genome assembly.